UCUUAUUGCCUGCUUCACAGUGGUUAAAAACAACAUCCACAUUAACGUUUUUAUUGUUGUGAUUUAGACGAUUGUUAACACCCUGGAACUCAAAAUAUGACAUAUUUAACUGCACCGCAUCACAUACGUAUCCCAGGUCAUCUUUAAUUCGCGUUGGCGACAGGGAGUGGUUGAUAGAUGUUAUCUAGAUAACGCUAGCUAGCUGCUAACAAUGGCUAACUGUAUGGUUUUUCACACUCAAAUAGCCUCCGUCAUGGAGGUGCUAGCGAAUGCAGCCGUGGCAGAGAUCUGUAAACUCGUAGACGAUGACUAUGCAGUGUUUCGUUUGGAAAUAACUCAAAGCCAGAAAGAAAACAGGUCAUUACGGAAGAAACUACUGGAAUUGAAGGUGGCACGGGAGCGCGCAGAGAGGACAAUCCGAGAGCGCGCCCUCGCCAGUCGUCCCAGUGGUGUCAAGAUCCUCGAUCGAUACAGAGGAAUGGCAAGAGGUGAAGGACAUCUCACUGGAGGCCACAGGAGCUUUGUGAAGCCAGCGGGACACAAUACAUGGAGAGAUGACCAACCAAUCACUGUUGAUGAGGGGAGUGGAACCUCAACCCAGCACGUUAUCAUGAUAGAGUCUGCAGAUGCAGAGCCUGCAGGUCCUGGGGUCAAACAGGAGAGGUCUGAAGGAGAGGAGGACCAACGACACAGCAGAGACAUCCAGACUGGGGCAGAUGGAGCGCCCCUUGUAGCCACGGAGGACCCCACCAACGCCCCAGCGCAGCUCAGGACCCAAUGCAGUAUCACGGAGGAGGAGGAGGGUCCAGAGGUGCUGCUGGUGAAGGGGGAGGGGUGUGAGGAAGGUUUGUGGAAGCCUGAGGGGAACAUGGUCAUGGAGGACAACCGGACUACACCUCCUCCUGAACCCGCAGAGGAACCAGCUGAGCAGCACAGGACCACACACAGUCUCACUGAGUCAGUUGACAUGGAGGAAUGGAAGCCUGAUCUGCUGCUAGUCAAAGAGGAGACAAUAGAGGGCGGACCAGAGAGCAUUGACCUGCUGAGUGGACUAACGAUGGGGGAGCAAGGUGGUUGGCUGGAGGCUAACAGAGGAGACUGGGUGGUCAACUUGGAUUCCCAGACCCAGACAGGUGCAGCCAAAGGCCCUGGGGACGACAUCACUGAGCAAGCCAGGACCAUAGGCGACAUAGUGGAGGUCAGUGGAUGGGACAGCGUCCUCAACUCUGAGCUGCGGUACAAUACUGUUAACCACAAACAGAAACAGACAGUCAAACACAAAACAACAUCCGAUCUUAGUCUCCAUGACCGCAAACUGUCUGAGACCAGGCCGAGGCGUAGAUUUGUUCUGCAGGGACAGGAAGGUGACCGUAUGUGGAGGGAGAGAACAGACUCGGCUAGCGAUGCUCCAUCCUGCUCCUAUAGUUGUGAUUCAGAGAGACUGAUGGCGCCUCAGGUUAAUCCCCUAACAGGUGCUGCCUUCAGCCUGCCUUCUAUAGGAUCUAUCAACUGGAACAUGGACCCUGCGACAACUCAGACACUCCCUGGCCUUCAUCCUCCUCACACUCUCCUGUUAAACCAGACCUCAGACAAUACCAGUGCCUCAACACUAAAUACCUACACAAGCCCAUUGACAAAUGACAGUAGUAGAGACGGAAUCAGUAAAGGUGGCAGCGCCAAAGAGAAGCGCUUCCCAUGUUCGUUCUGUGAGAAGUCCUUCAGUUUCCCCAUAGAGGUGGAGAUCCACCAGAGGAUGCACACGGGAGAGAAAUCAUUCAGCUGCCAUCUGUGCCGGGCCAGUUUCUCACACUCGUUCAACCUAAAGAGGCACCAUAUGGUCCACACAGGGGAGAAACCAUACAGCUGUCCCCAGUGUGAGAGGAGGUUCUCCCACCAGCACCAGCUGAAGAGGCACCUGAAGGUCCACACGGGAGAGAGGCCAUUCGCCUGUACGCACUGCGGAAAGAGGUUCUCAGAGAGGAGCAACCUCAGGAUACACCAACAGAAAAUACACACAGCCCAUGUAUAGAGUAUUGUAACAUAUCAUAAAUUACUAGUUAGUGUGUUUGUAGUUCACUCUGUUGGUUUGGGAUGUAGCAGGGAACUGGAUGAGGUGAACUGAGGAGGGAAUGAGUGUGAUAAGGCAAAAUAUAUGAUAUGGUGAUGGUUGGUGUGAUUGUGUCUGUAAAAAUGCUUCACCAUUGAAGUGACAACUAUGUCCCUAUAGGUUGAUACUGGUGUUUUAUAGUGGGAUAAUGAUAGUGCCUUAAUUUACUUGACAAAAUAGAUUAGAUCCGUGUACCGUAAUGUUGAACCUUUUCCAAAGUAUUCUAAAAUGUAAUUUUUUCAAAGUGAGGGUACCAUAUUUACAGAAAAGGUCAAGUGUUACCAUAGUGAGAAAAGUUAUUCUACUUGUCACGUAUCGUUUUGUGCAAUAAAAGUUCUGUACUUCAUGUUAUGACUGUAUGACCAUUUUGUUGAAAGUAAAUAAAAACUGUACUGACUGAUUUGGUUAUUUUUGUAUCAUUGCAGGGUCUGAGUUUCCCUUAUCUCAGUGGAACCAAAGCAUUUUACUUCAUUCUUGAGUCAACAGAUAUGGACAUUUGUUAUUUAUAAUAAACUCCAAUGGGUCUGUAUUGUUAAGUAUGUUAAUCACAGUGUUAGAGAUAGGUUUGACUGGUUAACAUUUUAUAAUGUCAUGUUUCUGUGUGUACAGCAAAGCGUUCCUUAUAUAAACCUUUAUAUUAUCUUCUGUUCAAUUUGUGUUUACAGUCUGCAGUCCAUGAGGACCUGCUGAUAUCAGGUGUUGCUGGUAGGAGAGACUGGACCUCUGAAGCAGCUGGUCACAAACCCUGGCCCCGGAUCAGGACAGUGGAUCAAGAGCCGUCACUAUUCCUUCCUGAUUCAGAUUCAAGACGGAACCAGGAGGAACAAAGACUCAACCAUCACGUAGAACACAACCAGUGGACAGGUGGACUGAACAACUUCAGUCCUGGUGGUCAUCAGAGAGACAGAGGCUCCAGUCAGGGAUCCAGUCUGCAGCCCAGACCUUUCUCUUCACAGUCUCAGUGCAGGGAUGAAGCAGGGCCUGGGGCUGAUAGAGAGAGACCCUCCUGUUCCUAUGAUACAAACAGCACAGCAUCCAUGAUGAACAGAGCAUGUCAGCCUGGGGUUCAGCCUUCACAGAGAGUGGUGGGAGACCCCCCUGGUGGUAGUCUAUCAGCAAGUCGGUCUUCUCCUUCAGGGUCUUGUCUAAUGACUGGUGAAUGGGUUCAUAGAAAGCCUGGACCUGGGUCUAGCCUUCCUCGGUUACCUCAUGGUUACCCCACCAAUACAGACCGGGUCAGGAUGGGUGUUCUCCACAAGAGGUACUUAUGCUAUAACACAGCACACAAUUCCAACAACAGCCAAACAAUGGCUAGAGGUCAAGGAAGGAGCUCAAAGACUAACCACCUGAUGGUGGUGGCGCCUGCUUCUACCUCCUCUGGUGUCACUGGAUCACAAUGUGGGAGGCCGAGCAUGAGGACGGACCCAGACAAACCGUAUGCCUGCCCCACGUGUGGGAAGCGCUUUGCUGAGGUGAACUAUGUGAAGAAGCACCAGAGGGUCCACACAGGGGUGAAACCCUUCAGCUGUACCCAGUGUCACAUGCGCUUCGCCCAGGCUGGUGACCUGAGGAGGCACCAGAGGGUCCACACAGGGGAGAAACCCUACAGCUGUCCCCAGUGUGAGAAGAGGUUCUCACGCCAGUACCAGCUAAAUGUGCACCUGAAGGUCCACAUGGGAGAAAAGCAGUUUGUUCGCCUGCACGCACUGCGAGAAGAGGUUCUCAGAGAGGAGCUAUCUCAGCAUACACCAGCAGAAAAAACUUUCCAUUCUAUAACAUAGAAAAUUACAAUUCUACUCGAUAGCUUCUGAUGUUUAGAUCAAACCCUGAGUAACAGAUUUCAGUGUUGAAUAUUGCAUCCAGACAUUUGAUAUACACGGUAUAAGGCACAUACAGUGCCUUCAUAAAGUAUUCAUACCCCUUGACUUAUUCCACAUUUAGUUUAAUACAGCCUGAAUUAAAAAUGUAUAAAAAUAAAAAAAAUUUAUCUCAAUCUACACACAAUACCCCAUAAAGACAAAGUGAACAUGUUUUUAGAAAUGUAUUAAAAUUUAAAUAUAUAACUAGCAAAUUUACUUAAGUAUUCACACCCCUGACUCAAUACAUUAGAAUCACCUUAGGCAGUGAUUACAGCUGUGAGUCUUUCUGAGUAUGUCUCUUAAGAGCAUGACACACCUGGAAUGUACAAUAUUUGCACAUUAUUUUACAAGUUCUUCAAGCUCUGUCAAGUUGGUUGUUGAUCAUUGCUAGACAGACAUUUAAGUCUUGCCAUAUUUAAGUCAAAACUGUAUCUAGGCCACUCAGGAACAUUCCAUUUUGUCUUGGUAAGCAACUCCAUUAUAAUUUUUGCCUUGUGUUUUAGGUUAUUGUCCUGCUGAAAGGUGAAUUUGUCUCCCAGUGUCUGAUGGAAAGCAGACUGAACCAGGUUUUCCUCCAGGAUUUUGCCUGUGCGUAGCUCUAUUCUGUUUCUGUUUAUCCUAAAAAUGUAUCCUUAGUCCUUGCUGAUGACAAGAAUACUCAUAACAUGAUGCAGCCACCACCAUGCUUGAAAAUAUGAAGAGUGGUACUCAGUGAUGUGUUGUUGGAUUUGCCCCAAAUAUAACGCUUUCUAUUCAGGACAAAAAGUUAAUUUCAUCGGCACAUUUUUUGCAGUUUUACUUUGGUACAAACAGGAUGCAUGUUUUGAAAUAUUUUUAUUCUGUACAGGCUUCCUUCUUUUCACUCUGUCAAUUAGGUUAGUAUUGUGGAGUAACUACAAUGUUGUUGAUUCAUCCUAUCAGAGCCAUUAAACUCCCUGAGCGGUUUCCUUCCUCUCCGGCAACUGAGUUAGGAAAGAUGUCUGUAUUUUUGUAGUGACUGGGUGUAUUGAUACACCAGCCAAAGUGUAAUUAUUAACUUCAUGUUCAAAGGGGUAUUUAAUGUCUGCUUUUUUCCCGCCCCCCAUCUACCAAAAGGUUCCCUUCUUUGCGAGGCAUUGGAAAACCUCCCUGGUCUUUGUGGUUGAAUAUGUAUUUGAAAUUCACUGCUCGACGUGCUUACAGAUAAUUAGAUAUUUUUGGGGUACAAAGAUGAGGUAGUCAUUCAAAAAUCAUGUUAAACACUAUUAUUGCACACAGAGUGAGUCCAUGCAGCUUAUGUGACUUAUUAAGCACAUUUUCACUCCUGAACUUAUUUAGGCUUGCCAUAGCAAAUGGGUUGAAUACAGACUCAAGACAUUUGAUUUUCAUUUUUAAUUUAUUUGUAAACAUGUCGAAAAACAUAAUUCCACUUUGACGUUAUGGGUUAUUGUGUGUAGGCCAGUGACAAAAGCUGUAACAAAAAAGUAUGUUGCAUUUUGUGUUUGUACUGUGUAGGUUAUAUGUUUACAAAUGCCUGUUUCAUUACUUCCAAUCAAAUAAAACAAAUUCCCAAGAGACUUUUAAUGAGAAAAUAAAUGCAGUUUGUCACACCCUG
This is a messenger RNA of Oncorhynchus kisutch (coho salmon), 5560 nucleotides long. RefSeq names its product zinc finger protein 510-like. Gene Ontology annotation, molecular function: RNA polymerase II cis-regulatory region sequence-specific DNA binding; DNA-binding transcription repressor activity, RNA polymerase II-specific. Gene Ontology annotation, biological process: regulation of immune system process; negative regulation of transcription by RNA polymerase II; regulation of cytokine production. The transcript is spliced from 6 exons. The record is from RefSeq and is a predicted model, not a curated record. Gene Ontology annotation, cellular component: nucleoplasm; nucleus. The coding region runs from base 212 to 2029 and encodes 605 amino acids. NCBI's taxonomy places the organism in Eukaryota, Metazoa, Chordata, Actinopteri, Salmoniformes, Salmonidae.